UAUUUUAUUUUAAGUCAGUAUGUCCGAGUCUGUAGCGAAUUUUUCGAAGGAGGGGUGAAAAUGAUGAACAUUAGGAAUCAAAUUAAAGCUUUACAGCGUUUUUGAAUCGUAAGUACGGUUUACAGCUCGAGUUCAGAAGUUGCUGUACACUGAACCAUGGGGAAAUUGGAUGUAUCGCUGCUUCGUUAUCUAACCCAUGAGGAUCUUCGAGCGUUGACUGCUGUUGAAAUGGGAAUGAAGAAUCAUGAAAUUGUCCCAGUCAGCCUCGUUGCUUCAAUCGCCAAUUUGAAACAUGGGGGUUGUCAUAAGGUUUUACGAGAGCUUGGUAAACAUAGACUGGUAUGCUAUGAAAAAUCAAAAAUGGCUGCAGGAUACAGACUGACAAAUAAAGGAUAUGAUUAUCUUGCCUUACGAGUUUUGACUACAAGAGAUGUUGUAUCACAUGUUGGGAAUCAGAUUGGUGUUGGAAAAGAGUCUGAUAUUUAUAUUGUAGCAUCAGAAGAUACUCAGCUAGCUUUAAAACUUCAUCGGUUAGGUCGGACAUGUUUUCGUCAAAUUAAGAAUAAAAGAGAUUAUCAUAAACAUAGAAAAAAUGUUUCCUGGCUGUACUUAGCCAGGCUUUCUGCCCAAAAGGAAUUUGCGUAUAUGAAAGCUCUAUAUGACCGUGGAUUUCCUGUUCCAAAACCAGUAGACUUUAACCGACAUGCUGUCAUCAUGGAAUUACUCAAUGCUUAUCCUCUACAACAGAUUCAUGAGCUUGAUGAUCCGGAGACUACUUACAAAGAAUUGAUGGAUUUAAUUGUCAUGCUGGGUAAUCAUGGACUAAUACAUGGAGAUUUCAAUGAAUUCAAUAUCAUGCUCGAUGCACAAGAUGGAAUAACAAUGAUUGAUUUUCCACAAAUGGUCUCGACAUCACAUAAAAAUGCAAAAUACUAUUUUGAUCGUGAUGUUGAAUGUAUAAGAAGUUUUUUCAUGAAGAGGUUUGGAAUCGUCGGUGAAUAUAUUCCAGAUUUUGAAAAAAGCAUUCAUCGUGAAUCUACAUUAGAUAAAGAAGUUGCUGCUAGUGGUUUUUCAAAACAGAAUGAAACAGAACUGGAAGAACAUGAAAUUCAUUUUCGACAUCAACCUGAAGAGGAUGGAGAUAUAGAAAAUAACCUUUCAUCAGAUGGAUCAGAAAAAGAAGACACUUCAGAUGACCAAGAAGAAUUCGAUGAAAAGGAGGCUGAUUUAAUAGCAGAGAAUGAUGUUGUUAAUCGGAAUGAAAACCCAUUUAGCAACGAUACUGAAUUAACAAAAAUUGCUUCAGCGAGCCCUGAUGGAGUUGACACAAAUGAUGUGGAUGAAUUGGAUUUGGAAGACUUAUCACUUGCAAAUCGCUCUUACCGUCCAUUUCGAACCGAAGAUAGUCAUCAACACACUAACUUACAUGUAAAAAAAGCUCUGAGAGGGCCAGGAAGUGGGGUAACUUCCACAACAAGUGUUUCCCAAGAACAAAUAAGGCAGAGGGUUCGUAGCGCUAUUUCUAAAGAAAAGAAAAUAGCAAUGCAUAGGAGGCUUGCAAAAGGGGAAUCUUCAUUGAUCACGAAACAAAGAAGAGAACUAAAACAAGACAUUGAAACUGGUCAUGAUGUGAGCGAUUGGUUUGGUUAAUUCAUUAAAAAAUAAAUAACUUCCAAAUUGCA
Messenger RNA from Styela clava, 1682 nucleotides. NCBI's taxonomy places the organism in Eukaryota, Metazoa, Chordata, Ascidiacea, Stolidobranchia, Styelidae. The record is from RefSeq and is a predicted model, not a curated record.